Molecule: messenger RNA, 831 nt
Organism: Enhydra lutris kenyoni (northern sea otter)
Lineage: Eukaryota; Metazoa; Chordata; Mammalia; Carnivora; Mustelidae
Product: L-lactate dehydrogenase A-like 6A
Molecular function (GO): L-lactate dehydrogenase (NAD+) activity
Source: RefSeq, a predicted model, not a curated record
AUGCCACACCGGAAGUGCAGACCAUUUGCUUGUCGUUUGUUGAGCGAACUACUGCUACGCUUGCUGUGUUAUGGUUAUGAGUCUGCCUCCCGAGGAGGUGGCCAUGAGCUGUGCUACGGGGUCGUGCCCACCAGCCGGAGGAUGGGUGCUGCAGGAACAAAUUUCUUUUGUCUGAGGAUGGCUGUGUCCCUUGCAGGCCGCACACAUCCAGGCUUGAGUGGUGAAGUUGCCUUUGUGGACGUUGAUGAAGGCAAGUUGACUGGCGAGACAAUGGCUCUUCAACAUGGCAGCCCUUUCAGGAAAAUGCCUAACAUUGUUUCUAGCAAAGUGGAUAUCUUAACCUAUGUAGCCUGGAAGUUGUAUGGGUUUUCCAAAAACCGUGUUAGUGGCAGUGGCUGUAAUCUGGACACUGCCUGUUUCUGUUCUGGGCAGAGGCUUGGUAUGCAUUCUGGAAGCUGUCAUGGGUUGGUCCUGGGAGAGCACGGAGACUCAAGUGUUCCUGUGUGGAGUAGAGUGAACAUUGCUGGGGUCUCUCUGAAGGAUCUGAACUUAGACACAGGAACUGACGAAGAUCCCGAGCAGUGGGAAAAUGUCCAGAGAAACAGUUGCCAGAGUGGUUCCGAGAUGAUUAAAAAGAAAGGAUAUACUUCUUGGGGGGUUUCCCUAUCUGUAGGGGAUUUAAUGGAAAGUAUUUUGAAGAAUCUUAGGAGACUAUAUCCAGUUUCCACCAUGAGUAAGAAAAUUCUGUUCUACUUAGCUGAGCUCUGCAUGAAACAGAGCUCACGCGGUGGUCACGAACUCACCAGGAAGACUGGCUUCAAAUGCCCCUAA